Eublepharis macularius is the source of this 2948-nucleotide messenger RNA. RefSeq names its product CNKSR family member 3 (gene CNKSR3). The transcript has 13 exons. Gene Ontology annotation, biological process: regulation of signal transduction. The record is from RefSeq and is a predicted model, not a curated record. Gene Ontology annotation, cellular component: cytoplasm; membrane. Lineage: Eukaryota; Metazoa; Chordata; Lepidosauria; Squamata; Eublepharidae. Gene Ontology annotation, molecular function: protein binding. Bases 87 to 1754 code for a protein of 555 amino acids.
GAAAAGAGCACGCUGGAGUCGGACUGAGCUGCCUUCUGGCUCGGGGAGCUCCGGGGCGCAGAGGGCAGAGCCCUGGAUCGAGAAGCAUGGAGCCUGUUACCAAGUGGAGCCCUAAGCAAGUAGUGGAGUGGACCAAGGGAUUGGACGAUUGUCUUCAGCAGUAUACCCAAAAAUUUGAACAAGAGAAAAUCAAUGGGGCUCAGCUGUUGCAGAUUACACACCAGGAUCUUGAAGAACUGGGUAUCACCCGGAUUGGACAUCAGGAGCUUGUGUUGGAGGCUGUGGAUCUCCUCUGCGCAUUGAAUUAUGGCCUCGAAACGGACAACAUGAAAACCCUGGUUCUUAAGUUACGAGCUUCUUCCAACAAUCUGCAAAAUUACAUCAGCAGCCGGAGGAAAAGUUCAAGUUAUGAUGGAAAUACCUUGCGCAAACCCCCUAACGAAUUCCUUACGUCAGUGGUGGAACUUAUUGGUGCUGCUAAGGCUUUGUUGACGUGGCUGGACAGAACUCCAUUUACUGGGAUUGCUGAUUUUUCCACAACAAAGAACAAAAUAAUUCAGCUCUGCUUGGAUCUCACCACCACUGUUCAGAAGGAUUGUCACGUAGCUGAAAUGGAAGAUAAAGUUCUUAGUGUAUCCAAAAUUUUAAAUGGCAUUUGUGAUAAGACAAUCCGGUCAACAACUGAUCCACUCAUGAGUCAGGGUGCAUGUCUUGAGGAGGUUCACUUGACCAACAUCAAACCUGGCGAAGGCCUGGGAAUGUACAUAAAAUCUACAUAUGAUGGAUUGCAUGUUGUUACUGGAACAACAGAAAAUUCUCCUGCUGAUAGGUCUCAGAAAAUUCAUGCUGGUGAUGAAGUGAUUCAGGUGAAUCGCCAGACUGUGGUGGGAUGGCAACUGAAGAACCUUGUGAGGAAACUGAGGGAGAACCCUUCUGGAGUUACUUUACUAGUAAAGAAACGCCAUACAGGAUCUUUUAAUUUUACUCCUGCUCCCCUUAAAAACCUAAGGUGGAAACCACCACUUGUACAGAACAGCCCUCCGCCAACUACCACCCAGUCGCCUGAAAGCACCAUGGAGGCUUCCUUGAAGAAGGAGAAGCCAGCCAUUUUGGACCUUUACAUACCUCCUCCACCAGCUGUUCCAUAUGCUCCUCGGGAUGAGAAGGGAAGCUUUGUUUAUGGUGGAGGCAAUAAACCAAAGCUGCCGCUACCUGGUUCCAGAGGCACAGAAUCUCCUAAUUCUUUCCUGGAUCAGGAAUGCAGGAGACGAAGGUUUACCCUUACGGAUUCUGAUCCGUUGACUCGCUAUCCCAUAGAAGCAAAUAUUCUGCCAGCAAAGAUGCGGGAAAAAACUCCAUCUUAUGGAAAGCCACGCCCACUGUCUAUGCCUGCUGAUGGAAACUGGCUGGGAGUUGUAGAACCUUUCUCUAAACCCCGAGCAAUGGGGAGAAAAGGUGAAAAUGUCCUGUGUCGGUAUUUCAGCAAUGAAAGGAUCCCUCCCAUUAUUGAGGAAUGUCCCCCAUCCCAGCAUCAGUUCUCCAGGCCUGUGGCAGAAAGGCAACUAGUGAGGGGUGCAGACUACAUCAGGGGAAGCAGAUACUUUGUCAACGCGGAUCUUCAUAACAGCGCAACAAUCCCUUUCCAGGAGGAGGGGGCCAAAAAGCCACCUGUGACCUCCUCCACAAAAUCUUCCUCCACAGAACCUUCACUGCUGGUCAGCUGGAUCACAAGACUGAAGCUAUUAACUCACUGACUUGCUGAAUGGAUUAUAAAUUAUAAUUUCUAGAAUAAAGUGCCUUUUCCACCUGUCCCUACUCAGGCAAACAGCAAAGCUAUUUAGUGGUUUAUAAGUUUUUAUUUUUAAUUCUCCCCUGGAUAAUUCCCCUCUCCUAAGAUUGCUGUCUCAAAUUGACUGCGGUUGGAGAGAGAUCAUAAGAUGUCCCCUUUCCUUCCUAUCCAAGAAGAGAGGGGCACUUGGUCAGUCUUUUGGAGGAACUGAUGAGACUCACGUGAUCUUGGAGGUUGCUGCUGACCUGAAAUCUGCACGCCCUCCGCAGUGCAAAGCAGUCUCUGCAUUGCGAUGAAGCCUGGUAGCACUUCAUUUGCUACGCUGCUGUGCAACCUACAGCAUCUGCAGACUGUAUAGUACUCAGCAGAAAAUGAAAUCCCAAGCUGCUCUCCUGACCAAAAAGGGGGAAAUACGAGAGACUCCCCCUCCCUCCUUUGAACAACAUUGUGGCUGCGGACAACUAAAAUCCAUAAGGAGUAAAAGGCCGUUUCUUCUUUUUGUUCUGAUAAAUCAGAAAAGGGAAUCUAUCUUGGUUGAUGCCCUAGUUAUUAAAAUCUCAGUACAGGUCAAAACUGUUCCCUGAAUUGCUGCAGCGUACAAGCAGUUAAGACAUGGAUUGCUACGACAUGCCAAGGAAAUGUGUCUCUAGGGAUGAUGGUAAAAAAAAAAAUCUUGUAUUUUUUGUCUUUUAUAAUAUUAAGACUGAAUAGCUGUUAACCAAAGUAUUCUUCUGAAAACAAAACCCUUCAGGUUCCUGGAGCAACCACAGUAAUUUAAGGUUUAAUUGGUUUGAUGUUGUUUGUGCUCUAAAGAUACUUUGCUCUUUUAAAAGUAUUGCUGGAAAACGUGUUUGGUCUCUGUUAAUUUAGUAGCAUUGCAUGGGAGGUGGGGUGGUUUGUGGAGGAAGGAGCUUGCAAGUGUUAUGAUGCUGAAAAAUUGUUGUUUUUUAAAAAACAGAUGUAUAGAAGAGUUUGUUGGAAAUCCACAAAGCACAUUGUGUUUCAACAUAAUUUAAAAGUGUUAAAUAGAGCUGUAUAUAUUUUUUUACUUUUAACUCUAGGAAAUUUGUACAUUCCUCUAUGCAGUAGUGUGUGCUAAUUAGCCAUUGCAAAAAGUUACUGUUUCAUAUUAAAUUAACAGCCAAAUAUGUCACCUGAA